Molecule: messenger RNA, 618 nt
Organism: Ostertagia ostertagi
Lineage: Eukaryota; Metazoa; Nematoda; Chromadorea; Rhabditida; Trichostrongylidae
Source: the annotation of a GenBank genome assembly
AUGAUGGUGGAGUUGUCGUGCUGUCAGGGAUCUUGCGAAAUGGGUCGUAUUGGAGAGGACUCUCCUGAGGCCGAUGGAUUUCAAAUCAGAGCAACGCACGUAGAACGAUUAUUUCGACAAAACGUCCGUUCUAAUCGAAGUAAAAGCCUCGACUACCGGAACGAUCGACUGUCUACACGACCCGUUGGAGGGAGCAGCAGCACACGUCAAAAUAGGAACAAGUGUCGACCAAUGGAAGAUGGAGAGCUUUUACAGGACGCCAUACCACCUGGUCGCCUGCGUUAUCACGAAUACUUCAAAUCACAUGCAGCGAAUUUUGCCAUCGUAUUGAACCUUGUCAUUACCAACCUACAAGACAAUUUUGAGCACACCUGUGAGGCCUUGCAGACUCUUGGUUACCAGCACGUUGCCUUGAAAGCACGAGGAUUUCAAUCAAUGUACUGGGAUAUAUUCACUGACUGCUUCGAGCGAAAUCGGCCGGUGACUUUCCGAAGAGAAGUCGAAAAAGAGGCUUGGAGCCGAAUGAUUUUGUUCAUCCUAUCGCAAAUGAAGAUUGGCUAUCAUCGCGGAACUAACGAUCGGAAAAUCGGAAGACAAAGUGUGCCAAUCAUUUUCUGA